Messenger RNA from Drosophila persimilis, 818 nucleotides. RefSeq lists its product as uncharacterized. The transcript has a single exon. Bases 1 to 801 code for a protein of 266 amino acids. The record is from RefSeq and is a predicted model, not a curated record. Lineage: Eukaryota; Metazoa; Arthropoda; Insecta; Diptera; Drosophilidae.
AUGCCCGCAGAGAUAGAAGAAGAUAGACGUUCGACGCGACUUACGAGGCGGAGCAUGCUCUAUCGCUCUGAGGAGGAGGAGGCCAUGUCCAAGUUCAUCUCAAAUCUCUACAACUACGGUAUACCCUUGAUAGCCGCUUCCGUGCUCGUUUGGAUUGUGGUUGCCAGCUGCGAUGGAAAGGAUAUCUAUUUGCACAUACCGUUUCCGUUCUACAUACUCGUGAUAAUCGUGUUCCUUGUGAUGAUGCUGCUGCAUUGUGUGCCCAUGAUCGCCCAUGUGACGCUCUGCAACUGGAUGUGGGCUCUUGUCGUUUGGCUCUGUACAACUGUGGCUGUCUGUUGCGUCCUCCACUUCUUCAGUAUCCUGACCCUGCUGCUUCUACUCGCUCUCUCUCUUGUGCUCGUCCUAGUGCUUAACUUUUCGGGUGCCAUGUGUCCGGUGGAAUACCUGCCGGGUGGAGUCGUCUCUAGUGGCUUCAUGAUGGCCAUGACCGUAGCUCUCAUAAUCCUGGGUACCGUUCAGCUGUGCACUGGCAGCAUAGAGGUGCUGGAUGCUUUUGUUAGCAUUCUGUUCAUCAUGCUGAUCGUGGCAAUACCAAUUCAGGCGCAGUUCUGCCACGGACGGAUAGAGUACUUUCAAGUGGUUCCACGUAUCCAUCAAAUGGUCAGCAUUCUAACGCUUUACCUCACAUCCGUCAUGUUCUUCUGUUGCCUCAUGUAUUUUACUGUUCGGACGGAGCGGCAUGAAACCGUUUCAACUGAAAUGACGCCAACGAUUGAAGACGAAGAUAGUCGUAGAUGAAACAUAGGAGCUCUCAA